AUUUUAUUACUUUUAUCCUUUGAUCAACACAUUAAAUUAAAUAACAAGUAUUGUGUUUAUAACAAUUUUUCUAAUUCAUAUAAUGUUAUGUUAUGUAAGCCCUUCGAGCCCGCCGAAGUUGAAAUGGAAAAGGAGGGAAAAGAAUAUGGAUAUUGUAACUAAGGGUGAUAUAAAGCAGUUAAAAAUGAAAUCAAGUGAUUUGGAUGGAGACGCUCAAGGCGAAGAUGCCAUUUUGGAUGUCGAGGAUGCUUUAAGAAAAUGGCGUGUGAGUGAUAAAACAGUUGAGAGUGCUCUCGGAAACUGCAAAUUUACAGAGUGGAAUGCAAAAUAUACAUUGCGCCACUAUGAUUGCAUAAGCGCACUUGCUUUUCAUCCUAAAGAGUCCGUCUUGAUAACAGGAUCAGUAGAUCAUACUGUAAAAAUGUGGAAUCUGGAGAAAACAUUUUAUUCAGGAAAAUCUCUUGAUGUGGAACCAAUCUACACAUUUAGAGCUCACACUGUACCAGUUUUAUGUAUUGCAAUGAACGAAGGUGGUGAUCAAUGCUACUCUGGAGGACUUGAUGGUGUCAUAAAUUUUUGGAAUGUACCUCCUUAUAAUAAAGAUCCAUACGACAGUUACGAUCCGGAAGUUCUAAAAUGCACUCUUGAAGGUCAUACGGAUGCAGUGUGGCGACUCGCGGUAAAUCAUACGACAGGAAAUCUUUUGUCUGCUUCGUCAGACGGUACUGUCAAACUCUGGUCACCACAAUCAAAGAUCCCAUUAAUAAAUACAUACAGAAAUAAAAAGGAAGGAAUUCCAACUUCUGUUGAUUUUGUUCGUGAUGAAACAGAUAAAAUAGUUGUGAGUUAUAAGAGUGCAAUCUCAAUUAUCCAUGACUUGGAGACAGGCAAGCCAUUGCUAAAGUUAACACCAAAUAGAAUGUCUAGUCCGAAAGAUUCAUCAAAAUAUAUUUAUCGAAUUUUAUCUCAUCCAACAAAGCCAAUAAUCAUAACAGCACAUGAAGACGGAUGGAUUCGAUUCUACGAUGUAAACGAUGGCACUUUACUUCAUGCAAUGGUCGCACAUAAAGAUGCCGUAACAAGCUUAGCAAUUGAUAUUGAUGGAUUUUAUUUGCUAACUGGUUCACACGAUUGUUCAAUGCGGCUAUGGAAUAUUGCAAAGUAUAAGAUUUGCGUUCAUGAGAUAACAGCUCAUCAUAAGACAAAUCAAGAAGGAAUUCUUGAUGUCACUUUCCAUCCCACAAAGCCUUUAAUCGCCAGUGCUGGCGCUGAUGCAUCUGCAAAAGUUUACGUUUAACAUAAAUUUU
This is a messenger RNA of Chironomus riparius, 1307 nucleotides long. The record is from the annotation of a GenBank genome assembly. NCBI's taxonomy places the organism in Eukaryota, Metazoa, Arthropoda, Insecta, Diptera, Chironomidae.